Messenger RNA from Nerophis lumbriciformis (worm pipefish), 2376 nucleotides. The record is from RefSeq and is a predicted model, not a curated record. NCBI's taxonomy places the organism in Eukaryota, Metazoa, Chordata, Actinopteri, Syngnathiformes, Syngnathidae.
AUGGGAGCUGUAGAUGGUGCUAAAGUGAGGAGCGUGUUGGCAGCUCUUACGCUACUGGCUCUACUGAGCCUCACCAACGGCAUCGCCGAGGGCCCGGAAGCCCCCCGCCCGGCUCCAGGCCUGUGGUCUGCCGGGCAGCACCGUCGCCUGAAGAGAGGCUGGCUCUGGAAACAGCUCUUUGUCCCGGAGGAAGACCCCACGCCUCGCGUCAUCGGCCAGCUCAAAUCCGAUUCUGACCGCGGGGAGUUUGGCAUCCAGUACAUCCUGUCGGGGGAAGGCGCCGGCGACGCAUUUGAGAUUGACGAGUACUCCGGUGAGAUUCGGACGUUGAAGAAGCUGGACCGUGAAGAGAAGGCCUUCUACGUACUCCAAGCGCAAGCUAUUAACAGGAAAUCCCAGGAACCCGAGGAGCCCGAGUCGGAGUUCAUCAUCAAGGUGCAGGACAUCAACGACAAUGCGCCGCAGUUCCAAAAUGAGCCGUACGUGGCCAGCGUCCCUGAGAUGUGCCCGACUGGCACCACCGUGAUCCAGGUGACGGCCACAGAUGCUGAUGAUCCCAUGUUUGGCAACAAUGCCAAACUCAUCUACUCCAUCCUACAGGGGGAGCCCUAUUUCUCUGUGGAGCCAAAGACAGGGAUCAUUGUGACUUCCUGGCCUGACAUGGACCGUGAGGCCAAGGAGCAGUACCUGGUGGUGGUGCAGGUGAAAGACAUGCUGGGCAUGAGUGGUGGCUACUCGGCAUCUACCACCGUCACUGUCAACCUGAGUGACAUCAAUGACAACGGGCCCAUCUUCCAGCAUCAUUUAUACACAUUUGCCAUUCCUGAAGAUGCACUGGUAGGCACGACAGUGGGUAAGAUCAAGGCAGAGGACGCUGACAUUGGCGUAAAUGCCAGGAUGAACUACAACCUGCAGGUGGACCUGGAAGAGAAUGCCACGUUCACCAUUCAGACUGACCCGCUGACCCAGGAGGGAGUCAUCCUGCUUGCUAAGCCAUUGAACUACGAGACCAAGCGACGCUAUGUCAUGGCGGCGGAAGCCACUAACGAGGUAGUGGAUCCCCGCUUCCUGACUGUGGACGAGUUCUCGGACCAAACUACGCUAAAAAUCGUGGUGGACGAUGUAGACGAGGCGCCCGUCUUUAUUUCGACUGUCUACGAAUGGAAAGUGGCGGAGAACGCUUCACCAGGAACUGCGGUCGGUACUGUCAGCGCCCGCGACACCGACGAGGCUGAUGAAUCUGUCAGAUACUCCUUUGACAAACGUAGCGAUGCCGCAAACGCUUUCCGAAUCGACCCAACCAAUGGAACCGUUACCAUCGCCAAAUCUCUAGACCGAGAAACGUCCGCCUGGCACAACUUGACGAUCGUCGCUAAAGAAACCACGCAGAAGCGUUUAUCCUCCUCUGUGGUGGCGUCCAUCAAGGUGUUGGACAUAAACGACAACGCGCCGCAGCUGGCCAGCCGUUACCAGCCGUAUAUCUGCGAGGGGACGCAGGCGGGAGAGCUCAUUCAGCUGCUCAGCGCAACCGAUCCAGACGAGCCUUCCGAGGGUCACCACUUCUAUUUCUCCAUGGUCCCAGACAAGAACAUCAAUCCGAACUUCACCAUUCGGGAUAACCAAGACAACACGGCGGGCGUUGUGGCACGCAGGAGCACUUUCACCCGCAAGGACAGGAUACGCUACUUCCUCCCCGUGGUAGUGAUGGACAGCGGCUCGCCGGCGUUGUCCAGUACCGCAACUCUCACCAUUAGUGUGUGCAGCUGCCAGCCCGCCGGGCACUGUCCCUCCGGAGGAGUGGAAGCCCUGGCCCUGUCCAUGGGGGUCAGCCUGCAGACUUUUGUGGCACUGCUGGUGUGCCUGGUUUUGGCCACAGUCUCGACGAUUCUCAUGCUGCUGCUGUGGCGGCGCCGGCGCAAGCAAAACGAGGCCCGCAAGAAAGCCGUCAAGCUGGAGCUGCCCGACACUGUUUCGCAGAAGGUGCUGUACUACGCCGACGCGGGUCAAGAACUGAACAGAAACCUCGCCGCGCCGGUCCCGCUUCGCCCACACCCGAGGAGGCGUGACAGGAAGUUCGCCCGGGAGGAGGUCCGGGCCAGCAUCCGCAUGUCUCUACGAGAGUCUCACCUGGUAGGGCCCGAGGACGACGUCUUCAGGCAGUUCAUCCUGGACCGACUAGAGGAGGCGGAUGAGGACCCGUACGCGCCACCCUUUGACCGCCUUAUGACGUACGCUUACGAGGGCGAGGGAUCCUCGGCCGGCUCACUUAGCUCGCUUGAGUCGUGCGGAAGUGAGAAGCCAUCUGCGGUUGCCAGGUCUCCUUGGGCCAGAUUGUCUCCAUGGUACGGCGGAGCUAGGGAGGACACCGUUUUCUGA